This is a messenger RNA of Thecamonas trahens ATCC 50062, 651 nucleotides long. Its product is annotated as ChaC family protein. Lineage: Eukaryota; Apusomonadida; Apusomonadidae. Gene Ontology annotation, biological process: glutathione catabolic process. Bases 37 to 651 code for a protein of 204 amino acids. The record is from RefSeq and is a predicted model, not a curated record. The transcript has a single exon. Gene Ontology annotation, molecular function: glutathione specific gamma-glutamylcyclotransferase activity; gamma-glutamylcyclotransferase activity. Gene Ontology annotation, cellular component: cytoplasm.
CGACUCGGGAGGAAGAGGAGAGCAAGCGAGGCAAACAUGUGUGAGAGCGAGAGCGAGAGCGACGCGACGCGGUGGUUGUUUGGUUACGGUUCGCUGGUGUGGAAGCCCGAGCCGGGCCUCGAGGACGCCGAGUCGGUCGUCGGCUGGGUCUCCGGCUGGCGCCGCCGGUUCCACCAGGGCUCGACCGACCACCGCGGCACGGCCGAGGCGCCCGGGCGGGUGGUGACACUGGAGCCGGUGGGUGGUAGUGGUACUGGCGCGGUUGGUGGAGCCGAUGCCGCCGCCGAUGAUGAAGAUCGGGUCUGGGGUCGCGCCUACGCCCUUCCCGAUGGCCCGCAGCGCGACGAGUUGCGGGCGCGGCUGGACCAUCGCGAGAAGGACGGCUACGCGCUCAUCACCGUCGACGUGCACGCCGAGGACGGGCGGAUCCUCCAGGCCUGCACCUAUAUUGCCACGCCGGACAAUCCAUCGUACCUUGGCCCGGCACCGGUAGCGUUGAUGGCCGCGCAGAUCGCGUCAGCCGCUGGCGAGUCUGGCCCCAACAUCGAGUACUUGCUCCGCCUCGAUGAGGCGCUGGCCGCACUGGGCAAGCCCGAUCCGCACGUCGCCACCCUUGCCGCCGCCGUCCACGACAUCCGCAGCUCGGCAUGA